UCACAUAUAUUUGAAUCUAGCAUCUUUAUUUUUUAUGGCAAUAUUUUUCUUUCUAGUUCUUAUUUUCUGCAUAGAAUCUUGCAAAGUUGAUGCAAGAAGUAAAACUCUACUAAUGGAUCAAGUGGACAAUGAUUUUGAUUGUGUUGAUAUCUACAAACAACCUGCUUUACAACAUCCAUUAUUAAAAAAUCACAAAAUUCAGCUUUACCCAUCAUUCGAAACAAAUAUCACUCAAAGUAGACCAUAUUCUACUGAUAAAAAUGUAGAAGGAUGUCCUACAGGAAAAGUUCCUAUUCACAAAAAGACAAGAAGACCUCGAAUUGUUACUAAUUCAUCUUCAAAAUCACUCGUGGAAGAUUUUCAACAAUAUUCCCAAAGCUCCCAUGGAUACCAUUCUGUUAGCCUUGAUACAACACAAAACACGAUAUUUCGUGGAGCUCGUGCAAAAAUAGGUGGAUAUAGUUUGUCAAUUAAAAGAGGUCAAUAUAGCAUAUCUUCUGUUUGGGUUCAAAAUGGUCCACCAACACAACUUAAUAGCAUACAAGCAGGAAUAGGAUUUCAUCCAAGCAUAUAUGGAGACAGUCAACUACGACUAAUUGGUCAUUGGACGGCUGAUGGUCACCUUAAAACCGGAUGUUACACUCAUGCUUGUCCAGGUUUCGUACAAGUUAAUCCAAACAAAAAAUUUGCUCUUGGAGCUGUCCAAUCACCUGUCAGUACCAUUGGGUCAUUUCGCAAAUGGCUUCUUAAUGUCAAAAUUAAACAGGUUAAUUGA
Cicer arietinum (chickpea) is the source of this 775-nucleotide messenger RNA. The record is from RefSeq and is a predicted model, not a curated record. Lineage: Eukaryota; Viridiplantae; Streptophyta; Magnoliopsida; Fabales; Fabaceae.